This is a messenger RNA of Vicia villosa (hairy vetch), 591 nucleotides long. Its product is annotated as 7-deoxyloganetin glucosyltransferase-like. The transcript has a single exon. The record is from RefSeq and is a predicted model, not a curated record. NCBI's taxonomy places the organism in Eukaryota, Viridiplantae, Streptophyta, Magnoliopsida, Fabales, Fabaceae. Bases 41 to 568 code for a protein of 175 amino acids.
UCUAUCCCUUUGCUCAACAUUCAAACACAAAAACUCAGAAAUGGAUAACAAAAAGCCACAUGCAGUGUUGAUUCCAUGUCCAAUUCAAGGCCAUAUAAAUCCAGUAUUCAAACUAGCAAAGUUUCUUCACCUUCAAGGCUUUCACAUAACCUUUGUCAACACCGAAUACAAUCACAAACGCUUGCUCAAAUCAAGGGGUCCAAAAGCCUUUGACAGUUUCACCACUUUUACCUUUGUGACCAUACCAGAUGGUUUAACUCCAAUAGAUGGUAAUGGAGAUGUUAGUCAAGACAUACCUUCUCUUGGUCAAUCAAUUAGAAAGAACUUCCUUCAACCGUUCCGCGAACUUCUUUCUAGACUUCAUGACUCUGCAAGUUCUGGUCUUGUCCCUCCAGUUACUUGCAUAGUUUCUGAUACUAACAUGUCAUUUACUAUAGAAGCUGCUGAAGAAUUUGCACUACCAAAUGUUCUCUUUUUUCCAGCAAGUGCAUGUUCUUUGUUGUGUAUUUUGCACUUUCGUUCCUUUGUAGAGAAAGGUCUCACGCCACUCAAAGGUACUACUAGAUAAAGCUUUUUCUUCAGAAUAUAAUA